GCUAUAAGGUUGGCUGGUCGCUCUCCUAUCGCCUUUCUCCACACACAAUCCACCCCAAUCCACACUACCAAAACGCCUUACACUACCACACACACACACACUCUCUCUCUCUCUCCCGCCACCAUCUUUCUGCCCUAUAUGGCGGCCCUACGUGAACAAAUUACGGAUUACUACCAUGUUCAACAGUUCUCUGGAAAUUCUUCUGCAACGUGCCGAAUAGAACCACAAUCGCCUACCCCUUUCUCUCGUGGCCCUCCCUCCCCUUACCGCUGGUCUGUUGGCCUGUCACUGCGGUCAUUCCAAGGGGAACUCCGGCUUGCUGCAUGCAUACCGCAUCAUGCAUCAGUCGCCAAGCUGCGCAAAUGCUUCCACCCCGCUAAUCUGUUUCCCCUUCUUCACGCGUUGUUGGAAUUAAAAAGAAAGGCUUGUCCACUGCCGGAUCCCAAGUAGGUGCUUCAAAGUAUCGUUCAUCAAACAGUCGUUUGUC
Molecule: messenger RNA, 487 nt
Organism: Pseudovirgaria hyperparasitica
Lineage: Eukaryota; Fungi; Ascomycota; Dothideomycetes; Acrospermales; Acrospermaceae
Exons: 1
Coding region: 139-450 (103 amino acids)
Source: RefSeq, a predicted model, not a curated record